This is a messenger RNA of Westerdykella ornata, 2061 nucleotides long. RefSeq lists its product as uncharacterized. Gene Ontology annotation, molecular function: protein binding. The record is from RefSeq and is a predicted model, not a curated record. NCBI's taxonomy places the organism in Eukaryota, Fungi, Ascomycota, Dothideomycetes, Pleosporales, Sporormiaceae. Bases 1 to 2061 code for a protein of 686 amino acids. The transcript has 2 exons.
AUGGCUGUGGACGACUUCUCGUGUUGCGAUACCGACGCCUUUGUGCUUCCCGCCACCUCACUCUACCCCGUAAAGAUCCCUAUUGCUCACUACCAGCUGCGGCAUUACAUCAGCUCCCCGGAACAGGACCUCAUCUACUACGCUAGCGGCACCGAAGUCUACUGCCUAAAUGUCGCCGCCAAAACCCAAGUACAUCUGACCACGCUGCCUUGGGAGGCUCGCUGUACCGCUUCUGGCCAUGGUUAUGUGUGCGUAGCAGGCGCGGACCAUGGCAACUUUGCGGCCAUCAAGGUCAAGAGGUUCCCGCCUUCAGGCUCCACAGAUGUGGACGCCUCGUUACCUCUCGGCUUCGCCAGUCGCGCAACGACACAUUGCCCUCCGACAACUCUUGUUACAGCGGAACGAGUUAGGCUUGAAAAGAUAGGGGAAGACAUUGUCAAUUCCAUCUCCAUCCACGAAUACAUGCUUGGAGGGAACAGGCCGAAGGACGUGGUUGCGGUCCUGACGAAUAAUGACAAGACCGUACGCAUAUACUCCCUCACCAGAGGUCUGGAAAUCACAGUGCUUGAUCUUCCUUUUCCUAUGAACCAUGGCACCAUCUCUCCUGACGGGCAGCUCUUGGUGGCGGUCGGUGAUCGGAGCAUCGCAUUCUUUUUCCAGAAAAGCAAACCACCGAAAUCCGGAUCCACGAGAUGCCAUGUCAGUGGAGACAUUGAACCCCAAUGGUCACUUCUUCAGGAGGUUCGCCUCUACGUUCCGCCGGCCUCACUCAAUGAAGGAUAUUUCACCACAGCGUGGUCACCCUCAGGGCGUCUGUGCGCCGUUGGAUCCGAGUGUGGCUACAUUAGCGUAUUCGAUGUGGAACUGCUCAAAAUUUGCGAAUUCCCGGAGGAUUCGGUGGUUCAAAAGCUCAGCUCCACCCGGCCCGAUGUGCACAACGGACCAGGCUCGGUACGGACCAUGCAGUUCUCUCCUGCCCCAUGGGAUUUAUUGAUCUGGAGCGAAGACCAGGCCCGUGUAUGCGUGGCUGACUUGCGAUCCAACCUCAAGGUUAAACAGGUGCUCACGCUGGAUCCCAAACAGGAUGGGCUUGAGCGGUUAGAUGUUUCCGACUUUGACACGUCGCUCAUGCCCGAACUCGAGGCGUUGCAACGAGAAGCCGAAUUUCUAAGGAGAUAUCAUCUGACUCUGGACAAUGAAGGGGCGGCGGCUGCUGUCAACUUCGCGGCGGAAUACAUUGCAGCCUCUACAGAACGACGCCGGCUACAUCGACGGCUGGGCGUCGUGGAUUCUGAUGACGACCCGCAUGGGCUUACUGCUGAAGAACGCCAGAUUAUAGACGCUCUUCGGAGCACAAGAGAAAGAGAAGCGGGUACCGAGACUGGGAUUGCACCACGUAGUAUCCAUUACCGCAGUUCGAGCCCAGGACUAGCACAACUACUACCGCAGCCACCGCAGGUCAAUUCCCAUUCUGAGGGGGAGGAGUCAGCUUCCAGGAGGGCCAACGAGGACCGGUUGCUUGCGCAAAUCAACGUGCUGGCUCGGCGGUCCCCGCAGCAUGAUCUACUGAGGCUUCCGACCAGCGCUACGGAGCCGUCGAGGACGACCAGUACACAUGAUGGUUCCGGGCAGGGCUCGCCCAAUUUGAUAUCGACUCACCUCCGAAGACUAGAGGCGCAGAUGGUGUCUUCGACGGAUGAGGCAUGGCGCACCAUCGAAGAAGCACUGGCUCGCACAGUUCGGGGCGGCGAUUCUACGGGGCGUAGCGCUGCUGCUGCCGCUGCGGAUGUUCGAACUGAACGGCGUGUCCGGCAACUGACACAAAUGCGCGAACGGCUACGGAGUGUGCGUCAGGCUGACGAGCCUUUCGAGAGCUUCCUGCAAGUUUCCUAUCGUGCUGGCACCCGCAGUUCGCACGAUCCCGCCAACGGGCUGAGGACGGCAGGACUCGCCAUGAGCCAGGACGGGCGCACACUGUACUGUGGGACGACAGAGGGCAUCUUCGAGUUCCCCAUCAAUGUGCAGGAGAGGCGAAGCUUCCCCGCCGUGAAGCCCCGGUGA